Molecule: messenger RNA, 375 nt
Organism: Lodderomyces parapsilosis
Lineage: Eukaryota; Fungi; Ascomycota; Pichiomycetes; Serinales; Debaryomycetaceae
Exons: 1
Coding region: 1-375 (124 amino acids)
Source: RefSeq, a predicted model, not a curated record
AUGUUUAGAAGAACUAUCCAAUCACAAUUGCGUUUCAAACCAAUCAGACAAUUGAGAUUUACUAGACAAAUUUCCACCGAUAUCAAUAAUGGUCAAAAAGGAUUGCCAACAUGGCCCAAUAAAGAAGCCUUUUUCAGUGUUUACGCCAAAGAAGGACGUGCUUUAGUUGGUUGGUUUGUUGCCCUUACUGGUAUUAUGCUCUGGGGGCCAUUGGCAAUUGUUGAAUUGUCUGAUUCUAUUGAUCAUGUACCUAAAGAUCAUACUGCUCAAGUGACCGCCCAAAGAGUUGGUUUGGAUGAGUUCAAGACUGAGGUUAAUAUCCCACAAACUUAUGUUGGUCCAGAUAAGGAAGAUGAUGGCGAAGAUGAUGAAUAG